This is a messenger RNA of Orbicella faveolata, 7106 nucleotides long. Its product is annotated as zinc metalloproteinase nas-4-like. The record is from RefSeq and is a predicted model, not a curated record. Gene Ontology annotation, biological process: proteolysis. Gene Ontology annotation, molecular function: metalloendopeptidase activity; zinc ion binding. NCBI's taxonomy places the organism in Eukaryota, Metazoa, Cnidaria, Anthozoa, Scleractinia, Merulinidae.
AAAAAGAUAAGGCUGAUGUGGCUUCCUCUCUAGAUAUUGUAAAUUUAUUUGUCUUUAUUUUUAAACAGUAGAAAGCGCUCAUUCGUGGGAGAAGGGGUUACUCCCUUUUAAGUUACGUAAGCUAUAUCAAGUAUGUGUUUCCCCCAGGGGUAAUGCGUUUUGAGCCCUUUCGUUCUUAAAUAAGGUGUGUUUCUGAGAGUCGAGAAAUAGGGGAUAAACUUAGCGUUGGACUGAGUAGAGGGAAACGUCUUAUGGUGCGAAGAAUAGGGAGCUUCGAAAAACUGUGAUCGAGUAUUCGAAAAAUCAGAAGACGCAACAUAGAACUGGCCAUGUAUCAUGUAGAUUGGUGACAAAGCCCCUGCACUAAUUACGCCCGAUUUACCCUUGGCUUGAGUCCCGGGCAUAGCUAGAGUUAGCAUAAAAGUGGGUGCAUUGUAAAGUUGCAUUUAGAGCAGAAGUAGAAGUAGAAGCAGAAGUUGCUAAAGGGUUUUCUUUUUUUAAAAAAUGGAAUUCAAAAAUGUGACACUGCUGCUUCUGGUUGUUUCCCGCUGCGGCCGGAAACCUUGAACUGUGGCUGUGCGGGUCAGUGUGCCCCAGUUCGACCAGAAAGGCAGACCUUUGUCAACAUCACUAACAAGCUUAAAAUCCCGCAUCCCGUAAGACCUGUUGCAUCACAAACCUGACAGCCCAGGAAACAAAAAGAGAUUGAUCAACGCCCGUUUUUAAUAUAUUUCUAUUGUUCCCCUGCACGGAAAAUAACUCCUUGUCUUUACGAGGAGUGAAAAAGUUUACCUUUGGUCAUGAACUGUGAACUUAAUUCUCAGCUAUUCUUUCAUGAGGUAAACUAACAUACAAUACUCAGCAGGAAAUUAAAUUUGUUUAUUUCGAUAAGAUACGAAAGCAAGCUAUUACCACGUGGAAAAACAUUUUCCUGUAACAUCUUUCCACUGAAGCUCCAGUUAGCCAUAGCUUCGACUUUAUCAGUUCUACCAAAUAAGUCGGACCUUAGGCACAUUAGAAAGACAGAACUUAUUCAAACAGGAUUUCUAGCGAAUUGGGAGGCACGCAUCUCAUUGGAUGACAUUUAUAGCUCAAUAAUUGAUAUUUACAAAAGGAAUCCCUGCCAAGCGACUACAGGGCUAAUCCACCCAAAAUAUACUUUCUUGACAUGACAAUUACAAGUUAAGGUAGUAAAACAUACAAAGGCCCCUAGACUAACUGGCCAUAUGUUUUCACAAGGGUUUUAUCGCCUCCAGAUCAGGGUCUUGUUAUCUACAAAAGUGGAGGCCAUCUGCUAGUUUCACAUCCCCCAAAGCUAACACACUAGCGAUGUUAACUUCACUUAAAGGCAAGACCGUAUCAGUUUUAUUGCUACCUUAAGCACAGUAAGCACUGAAAAAUAAAUACGAAUUACGCAAUGCAAUGUUAAUGAGAAAGACACAUCUAAGUAGGAUGAUGUUUUGAAGACAUUUUAAAAGACAACGGGAAACAGUGCCAUUUCAAAAAUCUUUUAAAAUUACGCUCGGCGUGAAAGGAUAGAAAAAAUGUAAAGCUUCUUAGGCUUGAAGGAUUUCGGAUUUCCGUGACUCAUUCAGCUCAUUAUCUUAAGUCUUAAUCUUGCCAGUUAUUUUACCCGCUGAACUGAUUUCGUAAAGUGAAGUCAUAACACGUUAAGUAUUUAUGCAAUGCAAUGCACGCGUUUACAUUAGUUUCUUAGGAAAUUCAGAAUGUGUUUUCUACAUGAGCGAAUCGAAUAUUAGUUUGAAAAUUAAGAUUUAAACAGAAGAAAAAUUACGAUGAUUGUUGAAAAAUAGGCAAGUUGAAGAACAUUUAAGCUCGCGCUUAUAAGAAAGAUGAUUACAUAUCCAUUAACAGCUCAACACUUUAGUAAUUUAUCACAUACUUAAGUCAAUCAGCAAGAACGUGAAGACCACACAACAAAAGCACUGAUCACUAAUUUCAGAUAAUGUUCCGUUGUAAUGUGCCUGACUCUCUGUAGUUUAGUUUUACACAAAUUCUCGAACCUUCUACCUCGUUAAGGUACGUGAGGAACACGAGUCUACGUGACUAGCUUAACAAACGUUUUAUUUCGCACCUGAACAGCGCGCUACCCGUGUAAAGAAGACCUAGUCAAACAAAAGCGUUAGCUACAUUCCUCCAGCACGUAAAUGUAAAUUAAACUGCUGUGGAAAACUUUCGUCGGAAUACGCAACGGCAAACGCGCUUAAAAGCAAAAUUACGCCCUUGGAUCGUUUCGUGAGAUUAGGCAAAAUUCCUCUCCUGUUGGAGUCGCCCGAUACGCGUUUGAAGGGGACUCAAAGUUUGUUAACGCGGGGGGCUGUACUGGAGUUAACAGCGUGAAAAUGUGGAAUUAAAACCACGUGUGAGCUCUCACGUUAUCUUCGUUUUCCCUUUACUGUUGUCGUUGCACUGUUCCCUCGGGGUUUUAAGUCACCAAAGUGACGCAAACUGCUCGAAUAGUGUGCACGAUGCUGCGAUACAAGCGAAGAUAAACUGUAAUUGCUGUUGACAAUGCCCAUUGGUUUGCGUGUUUUAUUAGUCGUCCAACUGUCACUGCAGUAUAUAAACACCGAGGUCAUCUUAAAAUUACUGCUAUUGUGUCCUCACUGCUGCACUACUUUAACUCUCCACACUCUGGUGGUCACGGUAAAUGUUACCCAAUUGACCGAUUUCAAGCCUUAAAAGAAUCACUGCCGCUAGCUCUUGAGGCCGCCGAUUUAAAUCUUUUGAUAUUUCCCAGAUUGUUCCGUGCCCGUACAGUCGUACGUCCGUUUUGCGGUUGUCCUUAAGCCCCAGCGUGGCUGACGAAGGCAAAACCAAAAUGAGCACAUCCUAACCGCUUUGCUCUCACAGGAGUACAAACCGUGCUGGCAAAACAAGAACUUCACGCGGCUGGUAUUAUGCAGUGAUAAUGGCCUUCUACUGUUCAGCGCCACAGGACGUUAUCGGCUUCUCGUAAUCCCACAAGGAAAUGAGUUAAAUCACUUCCAUCGCAUGCCAGAGAUCUUUUUGAAGCCCAAGACUCCAGUUCAACGUUUCCGGGACGUUUUGCCGAUUUUCUUAUCGCCAACCUACACGAAAGCAGCGAAAAGCAGUGCGACAAAACUAAGCCAUAAUUCCAUGUCGGCCAACACCAGCCGAGCCGAGUGUAAAUUGUAAUUGACUGUCAAAUUAGGUUGUUUGUAAGUCACAGCUUGAAAUGACUGACAUUGGUGUUUCUGUUUAACUAGUAAUACCGCCCACAUCAUCCGAUUCAUAUAUAGAGGCUAUUUAAAUGGAAUGCCUGUGACGCCACUACGCAAACUGAAUCUUGAAUACGGCGCAAACCUUUCUCAUUGAUUUGAAAUCGUACCAUAUGCUACCGUAAGGCACAGGAGCCAUGUUUGUUCACCGAAUCUCUCUUGGUUUUAUGCUCGUUCACGUUGUCUACCUUUCCGCCAUACCUGUUUUCCCAGUCGACGACAAAAAGAGAACUCCUGUACUUGCCGCUAACUCGGAACCUCUCGAGCCCUGGGAAGUGAAUCAAGAAUUGAUUGACCGUAAAGGUGAGGCGGCGUCUUUUGACGGUUGGACUCUUUACGAGGGAGACAUCGUUUUAGACAUGAGAACACGCCUUCUGAUCCGUGGAGGACAUCUCCGAAGAAAGCGAGCCGUUAAAAAAUUACAGAGCUCGCGAUGGCCAAACGGAGAGAUUCCUUACGUCGUAGACAGAGACUUAGCCAUGAAAACGAAGAAAGAAAUCAGAAAAGCCCUGAGACACUGGAAGAAAAAGACGUGUCUGCAUUUCCGGCACAAGAGAGACAGCGAUGUAGAUUAUAUUCGCUUUGUUUACGAACCUGGAUGUUGGUCGUAUGUCGGUCGAGCAGGAAGUGAGCAGAAGGUUUCAAUAGGUCCUGGAUGUGAGUUCAUGGGAACCAUAAUCCACGAGAUUGGUCAUGCUGUUGGUUUUUGGCACGAGCAGAGCAGACAGGAUCGCGAUCACUAUAUUCGGAUACUCAAGGAAAAUAUCCAAACUAACGCAGUUGACCAGUUCAAUAAGAUGCCGAGAAAAGUGAUGGAUUCCAUGGGCUAUGAAUAUGACUAUUUCUCUAUUAUGCAUUACGGGACGAAGUUUUUCAGUUCAAACGGCAAAGCAACCAUUAAAAUUCGCAAGAAAGGGAAAAAGAUCGGAGCCCAGAUUGGUCAGCGCAAGAGUCUAUCUUGGAUUGAUGUUGCACAGGUCCAUGCCAUGUACAACUGUAAUAAAAUUCCUUCAGAGGAAUCAAAAAUCUGCAUCAACAGUACAACAGGAGAUGGACGAGAGUAUCGAGGGCAAUUAAACUACACUGAGAAAGGCGUGAUGUGCCAACCAUGGAAUGAACGAUGGCCGCAUGAUCCAGAGGAGACAAAGAAAUUGAGAAAUCCUACGAGAGAGGGACUGGGCAAACAUAAUUAUUGCCGUAAUCCGCGUGGUAAACGCGCGCGUCCUUGGUGUUACACGACUCUAAAGAGGCCUGUAUGGCAGUACUGUGACAUUGUGGUAUGCAAUCAAACAUUAAAAAUUGGUGAAGAAGACACCUGAAACAUACGCCGUCGACGGCUGAGAUGGUAAAUUGUGCGCGAGCGUUUUAAAAGCACCUUGCUCACACAGCAUGGGUCCUUGUUAACCAUGGUUCCUCGUUAUCUCAUGUGGAUUCUUCAUUCUGAACAACGUAAAAAUGAACGGGAAUACGUUAUACGACAAGGAAAAGGAAGCCACACCGUUGGUAUGAAAGCACCCUUCGGAAAAGGCGCUCACUCAGUCUUCGAAUGCAAAAUCUGCUAUAAAGUCUUAUCGGUAUGUACAGAAAAUAGGGAGAACUCCAUUGACGUCAAAGAAAACAAUUUGUAAACUUAAAGAGACAAAGUUAUAUUUAACACCAAUUUAUGGAGGAAAGCACAGUGUGUGGAAGUGAACACCAUGAACGCACGUUUAUGGAUUAAGCUGCGGUUUGGCUUAGCAAAUGCCCUGCAUGUGUUCUCGCUGACCUUGGUCUUUUAGCAAUGGGAGGAAGAAAUCACUGCAGUUUGUUUCCGGGAAUUUUAACAACUUCUUUAGUAAGGACGCGUUACAAAAACUUUUGAGUUCUUAUAACAUUAAUUUCCUGAGUUUUCCCUAAUGAGUCGCCACUUUCCUCAUUUAGGCAAGCGAGACGCCAAAACUGAAAGUAACGUAGACUGGGUAUUAGCGAUCGAUUCAGCCGGUAAAUUAGGCAUAAAACUGCAAGUUUUAAAUCAUCCAACGAAAUACGUGGCAAUAGCUCUAUUCUUACUUAAUAUUUAAUGAUUCACGUUGUUUCAUCUUGUGGUUUUCACUGACCUCCUAGCUUGCUCCACCCAGCGUAAGCUAUUGUUUAGAGGUUUGUUGUUUUCUUGGACCAAUUUAUGAAUUGUGGGCGGUAUAUAAUAAAGGGUUUUGUUUAGGAAUUUUCCGGCUGAGGAAUAUUUUAAAAGCCAUCACGUACGCUGCGAGAAUUGUUUUUUUCGACACAUUCUUUGGCUAGCUUUAACUGGCAAUUACUAUAUUUGGAUUUAUUAGAGAAGGUAUGACUAUCUGUCUUCAAACUCUCACCUGUCUAAGGGCGACUUUGUUGAAUGUCUUCUUUAUUACAUAACAUACAAUCUCAAUUUGCGUACUGCCGCUGACUGAUGAUACUCGAAUAGCUCCUAUCUAGUUUCGUCGGAAUAUAAUGAGUCAAAUACCAUUUAAUAUCCCUGUUUAUUGCACAAAGUAUCUUUAUUCAUUUCCAUUAUGGAAAAUUGUCAUGAACAAGUGUCGCAAACGUUUGACGCCCCAUCCACACUUAUCCGGACAAAUUUAAAACGCAUCUAUUUGUCCCAUGUAGUUUAGCCGAUUGCAGUCGUGACCGAAAACUGAUCUUGUCCAAAACGGUCUAGCCUCCAAAAUGACAAAAAUUGAAAAUACUGGCCAGGCGCUGGCCAUACUGUGGACAAAGACAGUGUGGAAGGACUGGAAAACGUUCCCAUAUUAGAGGGAAAUCGUCUCAGCCGUGAAAUUAUGCCCAAAGAAUUAUAACAGACUCGCGUUUGAUGUUGCAAUAUCAAUAAGUUGUUUUGUUACAAUGUUAAUAGUUCGCGUAAAAUCAACAGCGAGUGUCAUAGAUCAACAAAACCCUUAUCACAAAGACUGAAAACACUGGUUGUGUUGGUGUAAACGCCAAAUUCGUUAAGUGAACACGUGAUCCACUAUCGAGCGAGAUUAGAAAUUUAGAAACAAAAAUAGUUUAGUUUAUUGUAUGGAUACAAGCAUGGAAAGAGAAUGUUGUUUAUAAUAUAUGUUUUAAUUAAUUUAACUCACUCGUGGUUUAUAGAGUAAAAUGUACAAUAUUAAAUUCUUUUCCUUAUAAUUAUUGUAAAUGUUUGAAAGUGUAUAUGAAUUUUAAGGGAUAAUUUACUUCUAUAAUAACAGCUAAGAAAAAGCAAUCAUGAAGUAUGUUUCGCUUUGUUCUCUUUAAACCGGUCAAUACGAUAUGGUAUUAUUUAUCUUUUAGGAAAAGCAACCCAUGUUGUUUGUGUUAGUUCAAAGAUUUCUCACCAGCUCAUCAAAAAAAAGUAUCUCAAGUCUUGUAAGAGUGCGAUUACUUUAAAUAAGGUCACCCAUGGAAAAUCUCUCCGAACUGUUCAGUGGUGUUUGAGUGUUGAAACAAUGCAAAAAACUGGCACUAAUUUGUCGCAAGAUUUAUUUUUAUCUCCCAAAGUUUGCUUUCUUUCAAUCUACGCAGAAUUUGACAGGUGGCCUUAGUUUUAAAGAAAUGGCACCACUGUAAGGGUUUUGGUUUUAUAAAGUGAUCCAUUUUAAAGUUAAUAUUCAUUUGGUCCCUCAACUUUUACUUGAAUUUUUUUCCUUUUGCUUUAGCAACUCGGUUUUCUAAAAAGAUGCAAUACCUUCACACAACAGUUCUUGAGCUUCAGAACGUUCUAACCCAUAAAAUUGUACUUAAACCAUGCGUUGUAUUGUUUGGAAGUUCAAGGAUUCAAGAAACUUCACAAAUUAACUUAAGAGCUGUAAGAUAACCUGUCUGAGUAUUAAAAUUUCCACUCAUUUA